This is a messenger RNA of Sorghum bicolor (sorghum), 1356 nucleotides long. RefSeq lists its product as uncharacterized. The record is from RefSeq and is a predicted model, not a curated record. NCBI's taxonomy places the organism in Eukaryota, Viridiplantae, Streptophyta, Magnoliopsida, Poales, Poaceae. Bases 216 to 1106 code for a protein of 296 amino acids. The transcript has 12 exons.
GCGCUUCCCUUCCCUUUCCGCUCUGUCUCUGACGAACCGGCCCGCCGCGCCGUCCCUGGCCGCCUUCAUCAAGGCCCUCACCAGCCGCCGCCAUGUCCGGCUAAUCCGCCUGCUCUCCCUCUCACUCGUAAUCCAGGAACUAGGCAACUAGCUGCAUCGUCUUCUCCACCUACCUUGGCCGCCGCCGCCCCGCCGCUCCAUCAUCCGGGUAAGACAUGGAGGAGUACCUGGAGAGCAUGAAGUCCCUUCGCUCCUACAUGAACGAUCUGGAGGACGACGCCGCGAAGCGGUCUGUGGAGGAGCAGCAGCAGCGUACAGCCAUCGACGCCCACGACGCCGACAUCGCGCUAGUGAGGGCGCAAGCAAAGCAGGCGAGCGAGGAGGCCGAGCAGCUGGGCAUAGCGAGGGCUAAGGUAGGCAUGCAGAUGGCCGAGAAGCAGGGAAGGAUUGCCGCGCUGGAGAUCGAGUGCGCCACACUGAAGCAGACCUUGGAGCUCCUCCAUCAGGAAACUGCAAGUACUUUUGUGAAACUCAGUGAGAAAAGAUUGUUCUACACAAAGACAACAGAAACCUUGACUGUCAAACUACAGGAGCAACAGGAAUGGCUUAGUAUGAAGAAUAAGAUUACCGGAAAGGAGCGACAUGUUGCCAAAUCUCAGAGCAAGCAAAACAUUAUUGAAGGGGAGAAACAUGUCAUGUUUAACUCAGAAGGGAGCCUGGAUAAGUUUUUUUCAAUCAAACAGGAAAGUGAUCCUCCGAACAAGCACGGGAAACUCUACACUCAACUGGUGUCAGCUCAGCUCAAGAUACAAGACAUCAAAUCACAAAGAUCAGCGCUUCUUUUAGAAAUCAGCAAGAUCAAGCAGAUUCUAGAGCAAGAGAAAAACAUAAUUGCUGGCUUUCCUGCUGCACUAAAGCAGAUGGGUAUGAAGUCCUUGGAGGAGGAAUACAAAGCUCUGCAAGGUGAUAAAUCUGGGGAAGUUGAGUACUUCCAGUCUCUUGAUGAAACAAUUAAUGUGAUGAAGGGGGUUUCGGAUCCUGUCAAAUGCCGAUGCGGACUGGAGUAUGACGUAAAACUUGUUGGCGAAGCCAUGGAUAUAAGCUAAGCUCGUGUAGAACGACCAUAGUAUCGUAUAGAUGCACAUCUCCAUCAAAUUUCGUUCAUAUUGGAUCUGUAUAUUGUGAAAGAUGGAUUAUGCUUUGGAACUUACAGAAUCUUCUCGCAUGUAUACACUGCUUUGGGCACAGCUUGACAGCGUCAUCAUGAAGAAUAUAGAAUUCUGAUGUUAGAACUAUGUGGAGCUUGAAUGGACUAUACGCCAUAGUUUUGUUCAAUAAUUGUUUUUCCUUUCCCUC